AUGUCUCACCCAACAACUGCUGAAGGUGCAACUCUGACUGAACAACUACUAGACUGUUCGAGAAGAAACAAUGUUGAUUUAUUAGACUCUAUUUUUGAAAGUUUAAAUCAUGACCCUCAUAAAAUUGCUGAGCUAAUCAAUGAAUCAAAAGAUCCGUUGGGUAACACUUGCUUACAUUUAUGCUGUAAAUAUGGGUCAUGGGAAGUGUUAGACAAAAUUUUAGAUCAAGAGGGCGGUAUAGAGAUCGAUCCCCAGAAUAAUAUAGAUGGAGACACUCCAUUACAUGUAGCAGUUAGAUAUUCCUUAACUGAACCGGAACAUGGUACCUUCAUUUGCCAAAAUUUAAUUGAUUGUGGUGCAGAUGCUAGAAUAAAGAAUAAAGCUGGUGAAAAGCCUAUAGAUCUAGUACACGGCGAUGACCUGGACGAUUUAGCAGAUUUAUUACAAGGUGCUGAAAUUGCAGCAGACGAAGGACCUAACAUUGCUGCCGAAAAUGUAGAUGAUGAUGACGAUGAUGGCAACGAUGAUGAGGAAGAUGAUGAUGACGAUGAUGACAGUGAUAAAAGUAAUAAACAUUAA
Molecule: messenger RNA, 579 nt
Organism: Saccharomycodes ludwigii
Lineage: Eukaryota; Fungi; Ascomycota; Saccharomycetes; Saccharomycodales; Saccharomycodaceae
Gene: ANK1
Product: ankyrin repeat-containing protein ANK1
Exons: 1
Coding region: 1-579 (192 amino acids)
Molecular function (GO): protein binding
Source: RefSeq, a predicted model, not a curated record